Molecule: messenger RNA, 558 nt
Organism: Prorocentrum cordatum
Lineage: Eukaryota; Dinophyceae; Prorocentrales; Prorocentraceae
Source: the annotation of a GenBank genome assembly
AUGCGUGGGGUCAACACCAAACGCCUCAGCAGCAAGAGAACACAUUUCUCGAUAUUAUCGGCUCAGAAGCCAUGGGCAGAGAGGAUGUCUGCGGCCUAUGCGGAUUUCCAUCUGCAGAUGGACAGCAGGCCUGGAAAAGGGUCCCGCAAAGAUGCGCUGAACGAGUUGAAGCGUCCUGAGCAUAAGUCAAGCAUACAUUGGGCGACCAGAAGACGCGAUCGCGUGGACAUUUGGAAGGAGUAUGCCAAACAUAAGUACGUGGUCGCACCCCUCGGCGUUGGCUUGGACUGCUAUCGCAUCUGGGAGACCCUUAUCCUCGGCUCGAUUCCCAUCGUGCCCUACAGCGAGUUCGUCGACGACGAGCUCUUCGAGAACCUUCCGGUACAACGAGUCUCCACGUGGGCAGAGGUCGACGUGCAGGAGUGGAGCCGAUCCGCGCCGCCGGGUGUGGUGAAUCCCUCGACGUGGAAUCCCCAGUUCAGUGAGAAGCUGACGCUGGAGUACUGGCUCCGCAAGAUAAGAUCGAAGAAGGCAAGGUUGCAUGACAUAUGCUUUUGA